Molecule: messenger RNA, 357 nt
Organism: Trichomonas vaginalis G3
Lineage: Eukaryota; Parabasalia; Trichomonadida; Trichomonadidae
Product: cyclin-dependent kinase inhibitor 2C-related family
Exons: 1
Coding region: 1-357 (118 amino acids)
Molecular function (GO): protein binding
Source: RefSeq, a predicted model, not a curated record
AUGGCAACACUAUAUAAUCGUAAAGAAAAAGCAGAAUUACUUCUUAUGCAUGGUGCAAAUAUUAAUGAAAAUUAUAGUGAUGGGCAAACUGCUCUUCAUUAUGCAACAUAUAAUAAUAAUAAAGAAAUGGUCGAACUUUUUAUUUCAUAUGGUGCAAAUAUCGAUGAAAAAAAUAAUAAAGGGAAAACCGCACUUCAUAUUGCAGCAGAAAAAAAUUGUAAAGAAAUAGCGGAACUUCUUCUUUCUUAUGGUGCAAAUAUCAGGAAAAAAGAUAAUGAUGGAAGAACCGCUUUCAGUAUUGCAGCAGAAAAUAAUAGUAAAGAAACAGCCGAAUUUCUUUUUUCAUAUGGCAAAUAA